CUCCGACUCGUGUUGACUAAAAAAAGUUAAAGACACGCUUCUCAAGCACUCCAGCUGAUUGGAUUUGUCGCUAUAUGUGGUAGAAAUAUCGCGUUGCAGUGUCUGAGGAUACAGUUUCAGAUUUUCGCAGCCAGACAUUGUUUUUUCAAAGGCUUUACUAAACAGGCUUUACAGGAGUUGGCGCCGCUUUCGUCGAGAGAGAAGGUUUUUGUUGACCAUUGUGAAUUUGCCCCAAGCAACUUGGAAUUAUUGUCACUGGUUUAUGGAAAUGGUUCCCGACACCACAAUUAUCCUCAGGAAAUGCUUUGCCCAGAUUUUCUUGGCUCUUUUGACCGUCGUGACAGUUCAUGCUAGCAACGGUUAUCAAGGCUUGCGCGUGCGUUGUAAACCAGAUUACAUGGAAUUGACUCUCACGCGAAAGCACUAUGCAAGGAUCGAUCCAGCCACUCUCCGCCUCACAGACCCCAGUUGUGGUCCUUAUUUUUAUAACAGCUCCAUUAUGGUCAUAAGAGCACCGCUGGGUGGAUGUGGCACCAAGGCCGGUCCGGAGAGAAACUUACUGGGAUUUCGUAAUGAAGUAUACGCGGAUCUCAUUGGUAGAUCUCCCAUCGCACGAGAACCUGCAUAUCAGUUUCGCCUGCAUUGUUUAUACUACACAACUGCGAAAAUAAUGCUGCAUUCCUUCAAACCUGACACAAAAGUCAUUGUUGAACCACCAACAGAAUUUGGGAACUUCACAUUUGAAACCAACAUGUUCCAAACGGACAAGUACAUUAGCCAAUAUACUCAAUUUCCGGUGAAAGUUCAUGUCAGUGAAAGUGUUUAUCUGCAAGUGAGAGUGAAAUCCAAUGCAUCAGGCUUGUCGAUGCUUCUCGAAAACUGCUGGGCAACGCCAACACCAACAUCAACACCAACACCGAAUGCUAACGACUCAGGGGUCUACUGGUUGAUAGAGGAGGGAUGCCCUAAGACGGAAUACUUAAACUACAAAGUAUCGGAUACAGUUUAUCAGCGGUUCAGUUUUUCAGCGUUUAAAAUAGAGGGGUCAGAAGUAGUGUAUCUUCACUGUGAGGUACUCAUCUGCGCUGAAAACUCCGGGAACAAAACGCGUUGCGCCGAAGGUUGCACAAAAGACCUUGGCAACAGCAGAAGGCGGCGGGAUGCAUCGAAUCAAGACCAGCGCAAGGGAGUUACUUCUUUGGGUCCGUUAAAGAUCCUUACAGACAGACUUGAAGUUCAACCACCGGGUGAAGGUAAGACACGUUCCCAGUCCACGCAAGUUACACUUGAGAUCCGAGCAGGACUACUGGCGUUCUUGUUGGCCUUCCUUCCGUGGAUGUAAUCAACUGUCAAUCACUCAUCACAGCCAAUCACAGCUAGAGACGUCAAAGUCACAUGACUGACGACAACACGCGCCAUUAUUAUAAAUCAUUGAAAGAAAUGCGAAAAGAUUUGGCAGAUUAGUACUGAUUUUAGGGAGGUAAAGAAAAAAAAAUCAAGAAUGGUAGUCGUAUAAAAUUGUUAAAUAUGUAGAUACGGGUGAGUGUGAGAGCAAGACUAGCACUUAGUUAACUUACGACAUCCUUAAUGUGAAAAUGAAAAUUCUCCUUGCCUGUCUCAUGCAACAUAUCGGAGCGCACGUGGGGAGAAUUUGGUGUGUUAUCAAGGCAGCACGCCUUUAGUGAGGACAGACCGUUUUAGCUUUGAGUGGGGUUUUGGGUAUUAGUGGGCAAAACGCAACGAAAAAAAUUCUCAAUAACAGAAAAAGGGCUGUACAUCGGAAAGAAAGGCCUAUAGGAAAUUUAGAAACGGAGAGAGAGGGGGAAGAGAUCUACCAUCGGGACUGGUGGGGGAGGGGAGGGAAGGUCAGAGGAUGUCGUCUGUGUCAUGAUGGAAUUUACAUAGGGCGUGUGAUAUUCCUUAGAGUCCCCCUCCCCCUCUGAUUCCCCUGGAAACCAUGUGAUCCCCCAAACUCUUUUGCCCUUCCCCUCCCCCCAGCCGAUGAAUGAUGACAGGUCUUUCAAUCACGCCUGCUUGGAAAAGGAAAACUUCACAUCGAACGAGAAAAAAAGGAAAAAGAUUUUCUUGGAAAACCUUUUUGAAAAGAGUUGAUCGGAUGAAAUAUUUUCAGCAGUACGUUACGAAGGUGAAGAGUAUUGAUUGUUUAUCAGUGUGUAUUUAGCCUCAAAUAAGGUAGAAAUGAUGUAAAACAUUUAAAAGAUGUUCGAAGAAUUUCAUGAUGGUUCAAGUUAUGUGCCGCCGAAAUGAGUUUUCUGCUUUCUAAUUUUUAGAAAUUUUCCUUGAAAAAUAUUUAUCAAAAAUAGUCUUCAUGUGACGCUUUUAAAAGUGCUAAAUAGGCUUACGUAGCUUGGGCGUGGCUAAGGCUCCCAGUUGGUAGGGCCUUGGGCAUGCAAACGCCGAACGAGCUAAGGAAACUUAAAUGAGAGGGGCUUGGGGAGGUUUUCUUUUUCGCCCAUCCGCGUCCUUUCUACGCUCUGGGUUAUGUUAAAUUUAUGAAGGCUGGGCCGUGUUAAACAAAAUAUUUUAUCACAUGAUUUUUAAAUUUAUAUAUAUAUAAUCAAUCUGAAAUCAUUCGCAAUCAUUUUCGCAAUAUAGCUGGCAAGCAUAAGUCUUUUUUAUGUUUAGUACCAUGAUAUUUUUCAUUAAUUAUUUUGCUUACUAUAGUCAGAACGUCUGAAAGACGUGAAACCUAGAUUUAAAGCGCAAAUAAGUGGAAAAUAAGCUAUUGUGGAUUAAGUUUUUUAGAUAAACUGAUUUCAGCGUGUGUGUUUUAAAAAUAAAAUAAUGUUUUUGAACUGUUUUUCAUGAUGAAAGAUUAACGUAGGUUUAAGAAGGGCCGGAAUGGUUUUUCCACGUCUUCUCAAAUUUUUUUCAGGAGAAAUUGCUCAUCGUUUCUCAACGGUAACUGUUUUUAGCGUGUGACUUAACGCUCGUGACACGUGUUGCGUAACUACUCAUUUAAAGUCACAGAAGGGAUGGAAGUUACAAUUCGGACAUUUUAAUCAAAUUCUCAAGUUGAAAAAUAACUGUAAGAAGCAGUUUUCUUGUUAUAAAGGAAUAACAAUAGCAAAUGCUGAGUAACUGCAAGCAUAAAAAGGAAGUAGACGAGAAAAAGAACUUUGAACGCUAGGUAAACUUACCUCAGCUAAUAUUCCCCUUACGUAAUAGAUAUCCAAAAUGGUGACGUUACAAAAUAUUAGCUGUGUCUUGGAAAGCUUUGUUUGACCAUUCUAGGUCACAGGAAACCCAAGUUAUGUAUGCAUGGAAAAUAAGAAAAGAAUCAAUAUUCCUUCAAUAUACCUCUUGUUAACACUUGAGCUCCCAUGAAUGAUCAAGACAGAAUUUCUCCUAACAGUACCAACACAAUGUCAAGCAGACGAGUCAUGAGAAUAAA
Pocillopora damicornis (cauliflower coral) is the source of this 3415-nucleotide messenger RNA. Its product is annotated as ZP domain-containing protein. The record is from RefSeq and is a predicted model, not a curated record. Lineage: Eukaryota; Metazoa; Cnidaria; Anthozoa; Scleractinia; Pocilloporidae.